This is a messenger RNA of Apis florea (little honeybee), 2361 nucleotides long. RefSeq lists its product as uncharacterized. The record is from RefSeq and is a predicted model, not a curated record. NCBI's taxonomy places the organism in Eukaryota, Metazoa, Arthropoda, Insecta, Hymenoptera, Apidae.
AUUAAUCUCUUAUACUGUGAUUCAAGAGAUGAUAUUGGAAAAGAACUAUUGUCCAAUUUUUUAAAAUUUUAAGAAGAUUAAUAAAUUCCAUCGCGUAAAGAUGUAAUAAGAUGAUCGAAAAGUUCGUACGAGAUCGGAACGAUAUAUGAAUAAAAUAUCAAUCUCGGAUCUACUUUCCCAACUGUUUAAUGAAAGAAUCAUUCGAUUUAAUGUUCCGCAAAACUUCAUCAUCGAGAAAAUUUCGAAUAUCUUAUUCCUCGUUCUUUGGACUAAAAUCAAACUAUCCGGAAUAAAGAACGAAAGAAAGAUUUCGUUCGGGAAAGGAAACGAUCUCCGGCAUUUCGUCACCUUGAUCCAAACGAUCUCGGCGGUCCCCGCCCAUCGAACGUUUUCAACCGCACGGAGGAAUUGGUCGAGGAAUCCCGGACAAAAUUCUUUCGUAUUUCUCUAACCACGAAAACCAGUAGGCGGGGAAAUAAAAGGAACGAACCGUAAUCUACCAAGGUGGAAACUCGCCAAGUUGAGUUAAAGAAACGUCCUCGAUCGAGGCUAUCCAGGUGUCUCCCCAAUUCUUUGGAUUAACAGUCGCAAGGGUGCAAAUUACACGGAGAGUGAGCGAUUUCCACGAGGGACGAUCGGUCUACGCCGGAGAGACAUUUCUCAGAUGUCGAGCGAACGAUGAAGCACUCGAGGCGAGCGAGUGGCUCGAGUGCCACUUCGAUCGCGAACGAUUCGUGUUCCAGGUGCGAGGGAAAGUGUCCGACGAAAAUGCGGCUCGCACUACUGCUGCUCUUCUCUUUGUUCGGGACAGGCUCGUCCAUCCAUCUGGUGAGGAUAGACGUGCCGAGUAUAGCUGACCCGAGAUGGGAAAAGGUGGCGCUCAGAUGCGAGUACGAUCUGGACGGGGAGGAAUUGUACUCGGUGAAGUGGUACAAGGAUGGCGCGGAGUUCUUCAGGUUUAUGCCCGGCUCGAGGCCGCCCGGUCGUGAUUUCCAGCUGGAAGGGGUGUACGUGGACGUGAACAGGAGCGAUAGCAAACAAGUGACGCUGUUGGGACAGGCGAACAAUCGGAGAGUGAAGGUGAACCUUGUGGGGUUGUACGGGUGCGAGGUGUCCUCGGAGGGGCCGAAUUUCCUCACGAUCUUCGGCGAGGCGAACAUGAGCGUGGCCAUCCCCCCCAAGGAGCGACCCACCCUCCGUGGCCUUCGACCCUCUUACGAGGCGGGCGAGACGCUCGAAGUGGAAUGCAGCUCGGCGGCCAGCUACCCUCCAGCCCGGCUCGUCUUCAUCCUCAACGGGAAAGAGGUGAACAAAGGGUUGAUCAGAGAAUUGGCAAGCACGAGCCCGACGGAGGACAGCCUCGUGUCCUCGACGCGUCUCGGCCUUACUCUUCGAUUGGAACGACACCAUUUCCCCGGAGGGACUUUAACUCUCGCCUGUCAGUCCACCUUGCCGAGGAUCAGGGGCGACAGGCCGCUCGAGAGGGUGGAAACCGCGACGUUGGCCGCGAGCAAUCAACGAUUGGCCCAGGAACCGCCCAGAUCCGGUUCCACGAUCGAUCCCCAACCCGUCGUCUCGAUCUCGAUCUGCUUAGCGAUCUUAUCAUCGUUCAAUCACGGUAUCUUGCCACUUUUGCACGUUUAACCGGUCAGGAGAAUCGUCGAGAAUCGCAGACGAGGCUCGCUCGCGUUGGGAUCAUUUCGCCGUAUCGUUGCUUGGUCGAACGAUGAAGAGGGGACUUGGUGGAAAGGGAUAAGGAUGAAUUUUUUUCGUGUAUGAAUUGUAUUAAUUAUUUGAAGAAUGAUAUUUGUGAUAUUUAUUGCACAUUUAUGGUUCUUGCCUCUCCAUUUAAGUGAUGAAAUUGAAUGUACAUAUAGGUUGCGUACAAUUAAUAUAAAUUUGGAAAUCUAGAAGUACUCGUUUUGCAUGAGAACAAAUAAGAUUCGUUACGAUAUUAUUCUUCUGAGAGUAUGGAGAGGCAAGAAUGUGAUAUUCAUGUUCUUAAAUAAUAAACGAUCGAAUGUAAUUGAUAUUCUAAUUUCCACCAAGCCCUUCGAUCACAGCGAAUCGUUCGAUUUAAUCUCAAGUCCAGAUUAAAUUUGUCCAUUUAAUUUUCCACUACCGCUGUAAAUUUUGCUCGUAUCAAAUAUUCUCGUAUUAACAGUUCAUACAUGAUUUGCAUCGUUUUCUAUAUAUAAUCAGUCUGAAAAAAAAAAACUGCGAAGCGUUUCAUUUUUACUACUUUACUGCUACUUUAACAUUCCAUUUUAUAUAUUCAUCGAGGAAAACUUUCGUCAAUUCGUAUUUCGUAGCUAUUUUAAACUGAGUAUUGCGAAUAUGCUGGCUGCAAUGUGAUCAGUC